Hydra vulgaris (swiftwater hydra) is the source of this 774-nucleotide messenger RNA. NCBI's taxonomy places the organism in Eukaryota, Metazoa, Cnidaria, Hydrozoa, Anthoathecata, Hydridae. The record is from RefSeq and is a predicted model, not a curated record.
AUAUAUCGGUUCGCAAAAUACCUACUGUUAAAUCAUUGUUAAAAAUAUCUGAAGUUGUUAUAUUAUCUAUUAGAGAAGCUGAAUUUAUCGUUGCUCUUUUCACGAAAUACGUAAAGAAAAAGAAUAGAAAACUAAAAGAAAGGCUGUGUAAAAAUGAAAAACAAAACCUACAACACUAGUUUUUCAAAAGAGUUGUAUGAUGAUUAUAAAAGUGCUGAUAACAAAGAAGAAUUCAUAAAGGAGUAUUUGGAAAAGGAAAAAGAAAAUGGAGUUAAUACUAAACUAGAUUUUUAUUGUUUACUUUUAUGUCAAGCAAUCGAAGAGCAAGACAAAAAUAUGGUUAAAGACAUAUUACAAUUACAUCAAGCAGAAAAUUAUCCACAAUUAUUAACAAAUGUUAAUAAACAUCAUAUGAGUCCAAUAGUCUUUGCUUUGCUUUAUAACGAUACCAAUGAUAUAAAAGAUAUUAUUCGGGAUUUGUUAAACCAAUUAUUGAAUGAAGGAUAUUAUUUUCAAAAAGUUAUCUUAACUAGAGAAGCCUUUUUAACAAUGUAUGACGUUAUUAGUUUUCAAGGAGAAGCUUACAUAGAAUGCAUAGAUGACUUUUUGAAGCCUCUUGUGGUUGAUGAAGAAGUAUCUAUAAUGAGAGAAAAGGUUUCAGGUUUGAUGUUACCAAUGUUAAAUAAGCUGAAAUUUUUAUAAAUUGUUUGAUGUUACGUAUACGAUUUAAAGUUACUUGCUACGUUAUAUACUUUUACGUUUAAAUUGUUACAU